AUGGAAAAUGAGCUUCUAGAACUCGAGAACGAUAUCCGUUCGCUUCAAGCAGACAUUGCCCCUCUCCAGACAGAAUACCAUUCGCUUCUUCGUCAAGUUGCGCAGAACGAAGCGCCUAGUCAUGCUCCCAAUAUUCCCACGAAAAAUCUCUUUGUUGAGAAAGAUCUAGUUCCUGUAGACGAACAAGACGAAGUGCCGCCAGUUUACCAUUACAACUUCUUCGAUGAGUCUAUUUUGAAAUACUUUGAGAAGAAGGAUGUAAAGGAUAGUUCCCAUAGUAGAAGCAUAAAGAGUAAGAUAUGUUCGCAACAGAUCUUGGCUGAGAUCGAGCAGUGGACUGCAAACAAGAAUCAUCUUUUGGUUGAGAAUAUCAUGAGGUUUGGAGGUGUCACUGCGUUUCCUAUAAACGACCGUCUAUAUGAUGCAGAAGAUUGUUUUCUAUUGGGGUUGAGGUACGACGUGAUGGACCAUAUUACGCGGCUGUAUGUCAAGCCAUUCUAUAUUAUAUUGCGUCGGAAACGAUACCUUCACGACCCAGAAGCCGAAGAUACAGCUCCCUGGCAGGUCUUUCGCUACACAACACCUCUGUAUGUAGCCCUCGAUCGGUACAGUGCCCUCCUCAACAACAAGGAUAGAGAAGAGGGCCUUCGUAGUUUUGCCAAUAGUGUUCAUCACCGAUUGGUAUUUGUGCAGAGAAAGAAGGGCUUGUUUAGUCGUGUCAGCCAGAUGACAUAUUCGAGUUUGUUCAAGGAAGCUUCAAAUAAUCCAAUUGUAAUCAUUGAACCGGAUGAAUCCUAUUCGCACGUCCUAUUGAGUUUCUCAAAGGACACUCACAUAGAGCUUGUUUGCAACGAUGAAAAUAUUCGUGAUAUCAAGUCUUCCUCAAGUCUACAAGAGUAUGAUUCACAUAUACGUGGUAUUGCGACUAUAUCUGAUAUCUCACAAUUGGUCUCUGCAAUGGAGCGUGUGUUCACGUUUCUCCGCUCGAAAGGAUUGAUACGACCAUGA
Messenger RNA from Australozyma saopauloensis, 1008 nucleotides. It is a transcript of the gene CTF5, whose product is annotated as Ctf5p. NCBI's taxonomy places the organism in Eukaryota, Fungi, Ascomycota, Pichiomycetes, Serinales, Metschnikowiaceae. The transcript has a single exon. Gene Ontology annotation, cellular component: kinetochore. The record is from RefSeq and is a predicted model, not a curated record. The coding region runs from base 1 to 1008 and encodes 335 amino acids.